AUGGCAAUGGAGGCAGAGCCGAAGCGGCCCCGCAAGGGUCCGGAUUUGAAGAUCGUGGUGGAUGAUGGAGAAUUGGAGGUGCAUUCGGUGAUUCUGGAGCUGGCGUCACCAGUCUUUGCCAGCAUGCUGAGCAGCGCUAUGAAGGAAGGUUCGGGAGAUUCUAUCAAACUCCCGGGCAAGUACAAAAGUGAACUGGAAGCCUUCUACAAGGCCUUGCAGCUCUGCACUAUGGAAGCCAUGACGCCCGCCAAUGCGAUUGUCCUUUCAAAGUGGGCUGAUGAGUAUCAAGUUGAGGCGUUAAAGCAAAAAUGUGACCAGUUCCUGGUGAAUCAACCAGUAGAUGGUGCUGCCUUACAGCAUGCAGUGAAGUACAGUCUUGAGAAGAGGAGAGUGAAUUGCAUUGCGACCAUGAAAACGAACAUCCCGAAGUAUGUGGACGAUUUGCAAGUCUUGACUUCCAGGGAAUGUCAGGAGGACUUGAAGGAACUCUGGCCGGCCAUCGCGAGGGCGGCCAAUCUUCCAGCAGAGAUUGCCCUGCCACCGGCGGAACACCAGAAAAGUGCGUGGCCAUUCCUCGCAACUGCCGUGAAGCUGCAGCUGACAGCGAGUGAACUCCGGGUGAAAGCGAACCAGCUUCAGCUGCUGGAGUCGGACCUCAAGACCUGGCCCGACAGAAUCUUCCAUCACAUGCCCGCAAGCAAUCAAGCGGACAGGAAAGCCAAGAAUUGGAUCAUCUCGAACCUAGCAGUUUAUGGCAUUCUGGCAGCUUAG
Effrenium voratum is the source of this 771-nucleotide messenger RNA. Lineage: Eukaryota; Dinophyceae; Suessiales; Symbiodiniaceae. The record is from the annotation of a GenBank genome assembly.